GGAAUCCUUGGAGAAUUCCUCAAGGAAUUCUUGGAGAAUUCCUCCGGGAAUUAUUGGAGGAUUCCUAGGGGAAUUAUUGGAGAAUUCCUCAGGGAAUUCUUGGAGAAUUCCUCCGGGAAUUCUGCGAGAAUUCCUCCGGGAAUUCUUGGAGAAUUCCUUCAGAAAUACUUGGAGAAUUCCUCCAGAAAUUCUUGGAAAAUUCCUCCAGGAAUUCUUGGAGAAUUCCUCCGGGAAUUCUUGGAGAAUUCCUCCAGGAAUUCUUGGAGAAUUCCUCCGAGAAUUCUUGGGAAAUUCCUCCGGGAAUUCCUGGAGAAUUCCUCCGCGAAGUUUUGGACAAAUCCUUCGGGAAUUCUUGGAGAAUUCCUCCGGGAAUCCUUGGAGAAUUCCUCCGAGAAUUCUUGAAGAAUUCCUCCGGGAAUUCUUGAAGAAUUCCUCCGAGAAUUCUUGGAGAAUGCCUCCGGGAAUUCUUUGAGAAUUCCUCCGGGAAUCCUUGGAGAAUUCCUCAAGGAAUUCUUGGAGAAUUUCUCCGGGAAUUAUUGGAGGAUUCCUAGGGGAAUAAUUGGAGAAUUCCUCAGGGAAUUCUUGGAGAAUUCCUCCGGGAAUUCUUGGGAAAUUCCUCCGGGAAUUCUUGGAGAAUUCCUCCGCGAAGUUUUGGACAAAUCCUCCGGGAAUUCUUGGAGAAUUCCACCGGGAAUUAUUGGAGAAUUUCACCGGGAAUUCUUGGAGGAUUCCUCCGAGAAUUCUUGGAGGAUUCCUCCGGGAAUUCUUCGAGAAUUCCUCCGGGAAUUCUUGGAGAAUCCCUCCAGGAAUUCUUGGAGAAUUCUUCCACGAAUUUUUGGACAAAUCCUCCGAGAAUUCGCGGAGAAUUCCUUCAGGAAUUAUUGGAGAACUGCUCCGGGAAUUAUUGGAGAAUCCCUCCGGGAAUUAUUUGAGAAUUCUUCCGGGAAUUAUUGGAGAAUUCCUCCGGGAAUUAUUGGAGAAUUCCUCCGAAAAUUAUUGGAGAAUUCUUCCACGAAUUUUUGGACAAAUCCUCCGAGAAUUCGCGGAGAAUUCCUUCAGGAAUUAUUGGAGAACUGCUCCGGGAAUUAUUGGAGAAUCCCUCCGGGAAUUAUUUGAGAAUUCUUCCGGGAAUUAUUGGAGAAUUCCUCCGGGAAUUAUUGGAGAAUUCCUCCGAAAAUUAUUGGAGAAUUUCUCCGGGAAUUAUUUGAGAAUUCCUCCGGGAAUUAUUGGAGAAUUCCUCCGGGAAUUAUUGGAGAAUUCCUCCGGGAAUUAUUGGAGAAUUCCUCCGGGAACUAUUGGAGAAUUCUUCCAGGAAUUCUUGGAGAAUUCCUCCAGGAAUUCUUGGAGAAUUCCUCCAGGAAUUCUUGGAGAAUUCCUCCAGGAAUUCUUGGUGAAUUCCUCUUUGGAAGAAUUCCUACAAAAAUCUUGGAAAAAUUUCUGAUUCUUAAGAGAUUUCGUGAGUUACUGCAAGAUUUUUUCAGAAUUUUCAUUUUCAAGAAAUUUUUAAAAUUUCAAAAACAUCUUGAAGAAAAACAAAUAAAUCCUUCAAAAAGCUGAAUUUUCAUGAAAGAACUUCUGAGAAAAUUGUUGUAAAAAUUCUUGAAAUGAAAAAAUGUCAUGUUCUAGAAAAAAAAAUCACAAAGAAAGUUUAAACAGAAUCUCUUGAAGAAAUACCCAAAAGAAUCCAUUUCUCGAAUUAUUUUAGCACAUUCAUCGCUUUGCAAACAACUAGUGUCGCUCCCCUCGCACAAAAAUCGAGCUUUUCUCUAUUGUUGAACAUUUUCCUGUUUUUGCCAACUCCCUAACUAUUGGAUAAGAUCUAUAUUUGCUAGUUCACAUUUUCUCCUCUAGAAACCUAUAAUCUUAACUGUAACACUGUAGUAAACUGCUUCCGAAUUCUUCAUGGACCGGUGUCGCUUUGACGCUUGCGGGGUGACGCGUUCACUCGAAAAGAACCUGUAAAAUGAACCGAUUCAUUUUCGGUAAAGAUAGCACCCCCCAAACGUUAGACAUUUCCACCCCAUUAAACUCGUAAUCAAGUUCAUACAAAAUGAUUUCAGUUGUCAAAUUGCAAGAAGAAAGAAAAAAAACUGAAGAUGAACGCGCGAAAGAGAGCCCCGUCAUUGAUUGUUUGCGUCCCUCUGUCUGAAUGAAUGGAAAACUGAGUUUUUUGUAGCCACUAAAUUAUAGAGUAUUUAGUUUUGAUAGUCUUAACACGUGGAACAUUUUUUUCUAGAAGUUUUAUUUAUUCAAACAACAGUAAACGAAAAAAAAAGAAAAACUGAUAUUCAUUUGGUAGAGCAACCGACAAAUGGGAAUAAUGAAUGAUAUAAACGUAAACACACACUUAACAAUAAUUAGUUAUUCCGAAAGAAAAAUGCAAAACAAGAAAAAAAGAACUUGCAAAUAAAAGCCAAUAAGAAGUGACGAAAAAUGACAACGGCGCCGCCUACCUUGAUUUUGUUAUUUCUCCGAACAUAACCCUCGUUUCCGCACAGGGCCGGGCCGACCCGACCCGACCCAGUCCUUGAUUUGCACUGCACGAGUGCCCUAUAGCUGUCAACCAUAACCUCACUAUUUCCCCGAAAAAAAAAACACUGUUUCUUCUCACUUGCGCGCUCACAUGUCGAUGGUGGACGGCCACGGGGGUUCACCCUGUCCUCGGAACAAUGCCGAGUCGGUUGGUCGGUCCCCAUGGGAACCAAAUAACCGCGGUCGGUCUACUAUAAAUCGAUAAAUGCGUACCCCUUAUGGGGGGUCGGUCGCUAUGGGUACCCACCUCAAGGUUACUGUUUUUCGGUCAAACGACGACGACCGUCGUUCCGUCGUAGCCUACUUCGCAGUUCUACGCCAGGUUUUGAAGAUGAAAGAAUGAAUCCGAAAGUGCAACCACUGCUCCGCAUUCGCCACCUGGAUUUGGGCGCCGCCAUAUUGCCAGCAUUGGUGCCAGUGCUGUAAAAAGUGAAAGUGUGACCCCGAUUUCGUCCAGAAGCUGGAUUACGUGUCCGUUAACAGGAUACUCCCGUAAUUGAACCGGACGACUAACACGUUUUUUUUGUUCGCGGGAACAAAAUGAACACCACAAAAUGGCUACCGAAGCAGCACCACGAGGUGGUCAAGCUGUUCGAUCAGACCCGAGCCCUGGAACGGGAGUUCCGGGUGCUGGGAAAGAAGUUUGCCACCGACAUCAACCUGGAUCUGCCGGAUUACUACGAAUUCGAACGGUUGCUACAGCAAAGCCGCCAGGGAUUCGAGCUCUCGGCCCACAUCCAGAUGCGGCUGAUACGGAUGUCCGCUUCUUCGGCUGACAAGAACGUGGAGCGAAGUUUCUUCAAAAUCCUGCUCAACCGAAAGGCACAUCUGAUUCGGCAGAACCUUCGCAAACGGCACUUUCAGCUGAUCUUCAUCAUCCAGAAGAUGGUGAAGCUGAUGCUCGGACUGAUGUACAGCUCGGAGGUGGUCAUCGACGGGGCCAUGCUGUUGAGCACGCUGCACAACGAGAGCGUGGCCUUGGCACUGAAGACUACGCAAGCCAAGUCGCAGGCCGGAGCGCAGAUCUGUAGCAAUUCGUUUCCGGCGCUGAUGUCCACGCCGAAGAAGAUCGACAUCGGGGCCGUUUUGCAGAUAGUAACGAAGCAACGAUCGGAGCAGUGUUGUGCAACGCUGAUCAACUGUCUGUUGGUAACGUGCAAAGGGGCCACUACAGUCGCCGUAGACAACGAUGACGAGUCGGAUACCUCGAGCAUGGAGAUCCUUCGGACGUUGACGGCCAACUUCAACGAAGGGGCCAAGACUCAACAGGACCCCUUCCAGGAGGAGUUGAACAAUCGACGAAAGAACAGUUUCAAUCUGAUUGCAAGCGGAGAUAUGCAUCUGGGUCAUCCGGCGGAACCUUCCAAGUCUGCCACGCUGUCGCCCAUUGUGAAGCCGCAGUCCCGGGCACCGGAUGAAUCUGAAUACAACGAUCCUGCCAUAAACUUCUUCGAUGAAAUGGCCGCGGAAGCGGUGGCGUACAACUCCAUCAACUACCUAGUCAACGAACCGGAAGGAAUAGAUUUGUUGGAGAAUCUCAUCGCAGACGAGGAGAUCUUCAUCGCCAACAUCCUGAUGAAGGUGAUCAAACUGUGUCCUUCCGCCUUCGAUAAGGAACUCAACAAAGCUGAACUCAUCAAAUGGGUCAAUCGAGGAACGCGCGGUCUCUGGACCCAGGUCGGCGGCACUCUGGAGCACGUAGUCCUGUGGUGGAGCAAUUCACCGCUGGCCUGUCGACCGCCGGCUUGUGCCAAGUACCUGCGGGACUGGCUGUCACUGAUAACACCAGACGAAGCUCCCGAACCGAUCCUUUCGAUGCUGAAAGGAUUGGGGGAAACCCUGACGGUGCACGUCACCAGUACCAUCUGGGACAGGCAGUUUCGGUUGGCGAUCGUUGCGUCCAGUCUGCCGGUAGAUUACCCCUUUGAAGAAUCAGAAUUCUACAGCCCUAAUGUAAUGAUUGAAGGAACCAACUGCGGAAAGGUAUGGAGCGAACUGCUGUAUCAGCUAGUCCAGCUGUCGAACACCUGUGACAUCGGGACCAUCCCCAACGAACUGCCACUGGUCGAGCAGAUUCCGGUCCUUCACCGGAUGGAUCACUCGAUUCACUCGAUGAGGAAUUGGGCCACCAACAAGGCUAAAUCGCUCUGCACAGACUGGAACAUGUCCAUGUUCUUCAAGGUAGUUCACAACGAUAUUAACUUGUGCCUUGAACAACUGCAGUAUCUCCGUGUGCCCGAGCUAGUGUCGCCAAACGCCCUAGAAGUUCAGGUGCAGGUCUGCGUUGCCUUACGCGAGAAGCUCGUGUCCGAGAUCAAGGAGAACAUUCGGAAACUGAAACAGGCCUGCUCGGAGUGCAUCGACGUUCUAGCCGUGGUCUGCCGGACGACCAGCCUGGCCUCGUUAACCCUCUGCUUCCCGCACUUUCGCCACUGGCAAUCGGAAAUCCUACAGGAAACUGCCAACGAGUACGUAGCGUACUUCUUCAACCAGGUCUACCUGCCGGUGAUCGAGGCCACCAAAGAUCUGGACAUCCUGAAGCUGACCCUCAAGAUCAUCUGCGAAGCCUGGUUGGAUCACAUCUAUAUGAAGAAGACCAAGUUCAGCAGUAGCGGGGCGUUGAAUCUGCUCAAAGACUUCGACGGGGUAGCCGAUUGGAUAGUGAAGUGCGGCUCGCUGGACAAGAAGUUGAAGGACGUGCUGGCCCAGCACGAAGCUCUACGGAUGUGUGAAGGUGUGGGCAAGCUGCUGCUACGGAAACCGGACGAAACGAUUUCGAUACUUCCCAGUCCGAAGGCCGGUCGGAAAGGCGAAGAAACCAACGGAGACGAGAAGGCACCACUCCCGCCGGAGAUGUUCGUACCGAACCAGAAGCGAUGGCUGGAACUGCGGGCAAGGGACAAGAAAUCGAUGGGCCUGAACUGUGCCUGCCUCUGUGCCGGAAUGGAUGUCUAUUGAGCGGCUGUGGGUACGAUUGUGAUAGUUGCCAGUUAUUUGUUGUUACGACGGAGAGAAGAUUUUAUCGCCUUUUUAUCCAUUUCGAAGAGCAGUAGCCAGUAGGUUGUUGACAUCUCACCAAUAAAGC
Molecule: messenger RNA, 5617 nt
Organism: Aedes albopictus (Asian tiger mosquito)
Lineage: Eukaryota; Metazoa; Arthropoda; Insecta; Diptera; Culicidae
Exons: 6
Coding region: 3073-5490 (805 amino acids)
Source: RefSeq, a predicted model, not a curated record